GGAUUCCCUCUGGCUCCUCCCAGGGUGGAACUUGCCCAGCAGGGGCCAGCAGGACUCCAGCCUGCAGUGCCAGGACUGCCAGGCACAGCCCAGGGCAGCAGGCAUGGAGUGCCAGGCUCCAAGUCCAGGAACCACAGAGCCUGCUGUGAGAGCCCAGCUCAGGGGUGUCUCAUGGAUAGGAAUUACAGGUGCCAGCAUGUGUGACUGGGACAGCCUCAAAAUAACCAAGGGCUAGAAACCAAGGCACAGUCAACUGAUGCAAUAGUCACAGAGCUGUAAAGCAGGGACCAAUCUAAGCCUGCUGAAAUGACAUUAAGGAGCAGUACUUGCUCCCUCACCAGUUUUCUGAGAAGUUACUGCAGCAGGAAGGAAGAAAUGCUCCAUUUGUUCAGCCCUAUUUUAUCCUUCAGUGCAGCAGCAGUUGCUUGAAUGAACAAGAUGUUUAAAAGCUGGUAAAUGAGAAGCCAGUGUUGGUUAUUAGCCAUGGGGGAAAUUUUAAAUCAGCUUCUGUAAUGCCUAAAUAUGAGCUGAUUUAUUGGCCUUGUCCACAGAGAAAAGCUACAAUAGCUUUUUAUAUAUAUUAAUAGGGUUAAUAUUUGCUAACAGUGAAGUACAUCACAAUAAAGGGGAGGGGAAGGCAGGGAAGCUGGGGUGCCUCGUAGCUGAGGACGUUCAAGGCCAGGUUGAGUGGGGUGGAGGCAGUGCUCCAGUGGAAGUGUCCCUGCCCAUGGCAGAGGGGGUGGAAUUAGUCACUGUGGGCUUUGCCCAUCUGCAUUAGCAGCAUCCGUGGUAUUUCUCUCUUUGCCAAUAAUUUAAACGGCAAUGCCGAGUAAAGCAGCGAGCUCUGGACGUGCUGCUGAGUGAGACCCAAGCGCUCCUCUUGCCACGGCUCUGCCCUCCCUCCCGGCUCUGUCGGGGCUGGGAGCAGCGGUGCCGCCUGUUUCCGAAAUGCUGUGUGCAUCUCCGGGCUGUUUCUGUGAAGGGAAAGUGCUGUGUGCAUCUCCCGCUGUUUCCCGAUGGGUUCUGUGAAAUGCUGUGUGCAUCUCCCGCUGUUUCCCGAUGGGUUCUGUGAAAUGCUGUGUGCAUCUCCCGCUGUUUCCCGGUGUGUUCUGUGAAAUGCUGUGUGCAUCUCCGGGCUGUUUCCCGGUGGGUUCUGUGAAGGGAAAGUGCUGUGUGCAUCUCCUGCCUGUUUCCCGGUGGGUUCUGUGCAGUGCUGUGUGCAUCUCCGGGCUGUUUCCCGAUGGGUUCUGUGAAAUGCUGUGUGCAUCUCCGGGCUGUUUCUGUGAAGGGAAAGUGCUGUGUGCAUCUCCCGCCUGUUUCCCGAUGGGUUCUGUGAAGGGAAAGUGCUGUGUGCAUCUCCCGCUGUUUCCCGAUGGGUUCUGUGAAAUGCUGUGUGCAUCUCCGGGCUGUUUCCCGAUGGGUUCUGUGAAAUGCUGUGUGCAUCUCCGCGCUGUUUCCCGGUGUGUUCUGUGAAAUGCUGUGUGCAUCUCCCGCUGUUUCCCGGUGGGUUGUGUGAAGGGGAAGUGCUGUGUGAUCUGGGCAGCCCAGCCCGCAGAUCCCGCCUUCCCCGGCCUCAUUAAUGAUUGAAUCCUGCGCACACGCGGCUGCCCCGGGAUCCCCGGCUCUGUCCGCACCUGCAGCUCCACUGCCGGCCAUGGCUGUGAACGAGAGCAGUGACUGCUUUCUGACCAACAGGGUGCUAGAAAAGUAUUAUCUCUCCACCAUGUACAGCCUUGAGUUCAUUGUAGGUGCCAUUGGAAACACCAUUGUGGUGUUUGGUUAUAUUUUCUGCCUGAAAAAAUGGAAAAGCGGCAACAUCUACCUGUUCAAUUUGUCCAUAUCAGAUUUGUUAUUUCUGUGCACUCUGCCAAUACUGGUGAACAGCUACUCCCAAGAUCAGUGGACAAACGAGGGCAGCCUGUGCCACAGUAACAGAUUCCUGCUGCAUGCCAACCUGUACAGCAGCAUCCUCUUCCUCACGGCCAUCAGCGUUGACCGGUACAUGCUGAUCAAACACCCCUUCAGGGACCACCCCCUGCAGAAGAGGAAAACAGCUCUCCUGGUGUCCAUUGCCAUAUGGGUUGGGGUGAUCCUGGAGCUGCUGCCCCUGCUGCAUUUCCUGGAGCCUCUGUCAGCCUCCAAUGAUUACAAGUGUCUGGAUUACGCGAGCUCUGGGGAGCCGGUGACAAACCUGAUCUACAGCUCCUUCCUGACAGUCUUCGGCUUCCUCAUCCCCCUCCUCACCAUGUGCUGCUUCUACGUGAAGAUGGUUCGUUUCCUGAAGAGCAGGAGGGAGCAGCUCAGCUCUGCCCUGACGCUGGAGAAGCCCCUCAGCCUGGUGAUCCUCACCAUGGGGAUCUUCUCGCUGCUCUUCACCCCGUACCACGUCAUGCGCAACGUCCGCAUCGCCGCGCGCAUCCCGGCCCUGAGCGUCCCUGCGAGCACGCAGGCCACCAUCACCACCAUCUACAUCAUCACCAGGCCCUUUGCCUUCCUCAACAGUGCCAUCAACCCUGUCUUCUAUUUCCUGAUGGGUGACCACUUCAGAGAGAUGCUGAUGGCCAAAGCAAGGCAGCUGUGGGGCAGGCUGACGAGAAGGGAAGUGAAGGAGUAACCAGGGCCCCUGCGGGGGGAGAGGUCUGGGAGGAAACUCUCUAGGGAGAGCAUUCAGCAAUGUGCCAUUGUUUUUUAGAUAACUGUAUUUAUACAGUAGAAUAGGUAUCAGCUUGUUGUGUUCCUCUAAAUGCACCUCUUACCUUAAUGUACUUCUUGAGAGUUUUUGAGACUUCUGCUGAGCUGCCUCCAGCACACCAGGAGGGAGGCUCUGCUGGCUCCCAGCAGGGCCCUGCUCUGGCCUGGGAUACCCCAUGGCCAUUAAUACUGCAAUCAAAAGGCCAUCAAGUCAGCUCUUGGAGGGAAAACACUCUGCUCUCAGACUGCUGCUUUGUGAGUCACAACGUGGGCCUGGGAUGGGACAGAAUGUGCCUCACACGUCACCAGGACAGGCAGGCACACUCACACAGGCACUUCCCAGGGAUGGAGUCACCUAUCCUCAAUAGGACUGUCUGUAAGUGCCCUGGGAUCUAUAGCCUGAAGCAGAAUUUAGACCUCGGAGUUCAAACUUCAUUAGCAGUUCUGCUAAUGAACCAGGAGCUAAUGAGGAGCCAGUGCCUGCCUGAUCCCUGCAGGAUCGAUCAGCAGCACAAGUUACUCUGCCAUGGACUGACCUGACUUCAAACAAGAUCAAUGGAGCAAUGAGCUCAUGGAGCUGGGG
Messenger RNA from Oenanthe melanoleuca, 3274 nucleotides. RefSeq names its product succinate receptor 1 (gene SUCNR1). Gene Ontology annotation, molecular function: G protein-coupled receptor activity. The transcript has 2 exons. NCBI's taxonomy places the organism in Eukaryota, Metazoa, Chordata, Aves, Passeriformes, Muscicapidae. Gene Ontology annotation, cellular component: plasma membrane. The coding region runs from base 1580 to 2614 and encodes 344 amino acids. The record is from RefSeq and is a predicted model, not a curated record. Gene Ontology annotation, biological process: G protein-coupled receptor signaling pathway.